Molecule: messenger RNA, 1344 nt
Organism: Dioscorea cayenensis subsp. rotundata (Guinea yam)
Lineage: Eukaryota; Viridiplantae; Streptophyta; Magnoliopsida; Dioscoreales; Dioscoreaceae
Product: probable cysteine protease RD21B
Exons: 5
Coding region: 106-870 (254 amino acids)
Cellular component (GO): lysosome
Molecular function (GO): cysteine-type endopeptidase activity
Source: RefSeq, a predicted model, not a curated record
AAAAAUACUUGCCACCUCCUCCUAUCUCUCCCUUUAUAUAAAACACAUACCCUACUUCCAUUGCUCUCAUUCAUCACAUUAUACGUCUCUAUUUCUACUGCUCCAAUGGGGACUGUUGCCCUAAUUAUCAUCUUGUUCCUCUCCGUUUUCUUCAUCUCAUGCUCUUCAUCAACUAGAUCAGAGUAUGAGAUGAAGCUCCUUUAUGAGGGUUGGCUGGUUGAACACCAUAAGAACUACAAUGAUCUCUUUGAGAAGGAUAAGAGGUACGAGAUCUUCAAAGAUAACCUCAAGUACAUAGACGAGCACAAUGCUGGUAAUCAUACAUACCAACUCGGUCUCAAUUUAUUCGCCGAUCUCACCGUUGAUGAGUACCAGAACAAUGAUCUUGGCUUUAACCCACUCUCAAAAAUGAACAUGACCUACAAGGUGAGCAGUAGGUAUAUGUUGGACAAGGGUGAGGAGUUGAAGUUGCCUAACUCUGUUGAUUGGAGAGAGAAAGGUGCUGUCACACAUGUUAAGAAUCAAGGCAAAUGCAAUAGUUCUUGGGCUUUUACAACAAUUGCAACUAUAGAAAGUCUCAACAAAAUUGUCACAGGAGAGUUGAUAUCAUUAUCUGAACAAGAACUUAUAGAUUGUUAUAGAAAGGGCUGUGGCAGAGAUGAUCCAGUUAAAGCCUUUGAAUUUAUCAUACUAAAUCAUGGCAUUGAUACUGCUGAAGAUUAUCCCUACAGAGCAGUAUACAGCAAAUGUGACCUAUCGAAGAAAAAGAAAAAAGUUGUAUCCAUUAACGGGUAUGUGCUUGGGCCUUUCAAUAAUGAGAAUGCCAUGAAAGGAGGUGGUGGCAAAGCAACCUGUUAUUGGAGGUGUUGAUUCCAAGAGUAGGGCAUUCCAAUUAUAUCAUUCGGGUGUAUUUACUGGAAGUUGUGGGAUAGACAUAAAUCAUGCUAUCACUAUAGUGGGUUAUGGUGAAGUUGAUAGUAAGGAUUUUUGGCUUAUUAAAAAUUCAUGGGGAAUUUCUUGGGGCGAAAAAGGAUACAUGAGAAUUGCACGAAAUAUCAACAAAUGUGGCAUCGCAAAAUACUUGUCAUAUCCUACAAAAAAAACUUUUUCACCUGAGGGCCAGCGGCAAUCAAUUUGAAUUGAGGAUGGCAAGUGUAUGAGUAGGCCGUAACUUUAAAGACAAGUAAGGAGUUUAAAUAAAAUAAGAGGCGCUGAAUAAAGUUUGGCUUACUUUUGACCCAUGUACACUCCUUUGGAAUAUCAAGGAGAUUACUGUAUGUAUAUUGAGCCGCUACCUCAAAUUGUAGAUCUGCUUGAUAUAAAACUAUCUAGUAAUUAAGUAUA